AUCCGAUCUCCCCGACUUGCAGAGCAUUUGCCAACAGUUCAAGUACACCGCAGCUCCUGUGACGUUUCUGCUGAGAAAUUCAGGUUCCUGCCACGCUCUGUCGAUCACCGGCGUCGUCAGACUUUUACGCAUGCCUGAGGACGUCACGUUGUCCGGGAAGUGCUCGUCUGCGCUUCUAGAAUGGGUUAAGAUCAAAUACGGCAGUCGGACGAUGCACACGCAACUAGCACACGAUUUACAAGCGAGGAUGCGCGACACCUUUGUCGCGUUUUCCCAUUUGGUGUCCUGCAUCCAGAUUCGACGAUGGCACACGAGGUUAUUGGACGAAAUCCAGACCUUCUGGUUCUUCUUGAGUAUCGAACCAGUAGGUGUAGUGAAGAACACCUUAGCGAUUGAAAAAAGCUUCGACUUGGACCUGCACGUGAUUGAGGAAACUCAGAACGUAGUCACUGCGCCAGUGCUGCAGCGAGUGUUACAUGCGACAAGGAAGUUAUGGCUCGAGGACCUCCUUGCUAUAAUUACUUGCUUACAUGAGAUUCACAUUCAGAUUGAGAAGUCGAUCUUCAAAUGAGGAUGAAAUUAUUGCGAAGAGCAAGUUGUAGUAAGUGCUGAGAAGCUCGGAAUUCUUUCAGCACUCUUGAAUGGUUCUGGUAUUUGGUAACCUGAACUUGAUCACUAGGAUUCUCUUACUGUUUUUCUUAUGAUCAAAAUCAGGUUACCAAAUGCCAGAGCCAUCCACUCACUUUCUAACAGCCGUCGUCUGUGACGCCUACGACGAGGAUCCGUCUCUCCUCCGCCAAAUUCUGAAACACGGCAGUCCAUUCCGCUUCGAGCUCUUGAAGCUUAUCCUCGACCACCGCAUUGAAGCAAACGAGCAAACCAGACGUGGUCAGGAAGUAGACGCAGUGAGGGGAGUCAACGUGCUUGGAGGAGGAGGGUUUAACUCUCCAAGAGGAGGCAACCAGAUUGUAGACGAUGAUCCUAUGAUGUACGCGGCAGACGGGAAUUUGAAUGGUGCUACAGAGGUAGCGAAGCAAGCGCAGGAUCGUCUGUUAAGGCCAUCGCCUAGUAGUGAUCUCGUCUAUAAAUAACCGAAUAUACGAGUAUCCAGACGAACCAGCAUUUGUUUCUUUUUCAUCUGCUUUUGAUGCUCUUCAUUUCCGUGGUCUUUGUUUUGUAUGACAUACUCCAUGUUAGUUGAUGUUCGUAUUCGUUGUUAUCCUUACCUCUCUACCUCCGCUCCUCUUGUUCUAAGCACAGUCUCCGAUAAAAGCCACUCCAUACUGUACCUUUCGCCGACGUUGCGGGAGGCUGGGUUGAUCGAACAGCUGG
Amoebophrya sp. A25 is the source of this 1332-nucleotide messenger RNA. The record is from the annotation of a GenBank genome assembly. NCBI's taxonomy places the organism in Eukaryota, Dinophyceae, Syndiniales, Amoebophryaceae.